AUGGGUCGCCGGAUCAGAGUCCAGCGUAAGGGAGCUGGUGGAAUUUUCAAAUCCCACAACAAGCACAGAAAGGGUGCCGCUAAGUUGAGACCUCUCGACUACUCUGAGCGUCAUGGAUACAUCAGAGGAGUCGUAAAGGAGAUCAUCCACGACCCUGGACGUGGUGCUCCCCUCGCCAUCGUUGCUUUCCGUAACCCAUACAAAUACAAAACUGACAAGAGCACAAUCAUCGCUGCCGAAGGAAUGUACACCGGACAGUUCAUUUACUGCGGAUCCAAGGCUUCCGUCCAGAUCGGAAACAUCGUUCCAGUAGGAAACCUUCCUGAAGGAACCACCAUCUGUAACGUCGAAGGAAAGUCCGGAGAUCGUGGAAAGCUCGCCAAGGCUUCCGGUAACUACGCCACCGUUAUCGCCCACAACCCUGACACCAAGAAGACCCGUAUUCGUCUCCCAUCUGGAGCCAAGAAGGUUGUUCAAUCCGCCAACAGAGCCAUGAUUGGUCUUGUUGCUGGAGGAGGACGUACCGACAAGCCUCUCCUCAAGGCCGGACGUGCUUACCAUAAGUAUAAGGCUAAGAGAAACAGCUGGCCAAGAGUUAGAGGAGUUGCCAUGAACCCCGUUGAACAUCCACACGGAGGAGGUAACCAUCAACAUAUUGGUCACCCAUCUACAGUCAGAAGAGAUGCCAGUGCUGGUAAGAAGGUUGGUCUCAUCGCCGCCAGAAGAACCGGAAGAAUUCGUGGAGGAAAGCCAGUCAAGUUCACCAAGGAGGAGACUGUUUAA
Messenger RNA from Auanema sp. JU1783, 783 nucleotides. Lineage: Eukaryota; Metazoa; Nematoda; Chromadorea; Rhabditida; Rhabditidae. The record is from the annotation of a GenBank genome assembly.